UGAGCUGAGAAAACAUAGGAAACAAUGGACUUGAAAUUAACCAAAGUAAGGAACCUAGGCACAAGAGGAGGUUCUGGAAGAACAGUUGGUUGCUGGUGACAAUGGAACAAGUGUGGGGCAGUAAGGAGACGGACUGAGAAGUUUGGGCUAAAGAAGAGGACCUAGAAAUCACUGAACUGGAAUUACCCAAAGGUGACAGCAGUAGAGUGAUUACAAGAACAAGAAUGAAGAGAUCUGAGAAGUAACGCUUCCAGAAUAGAUGAAGAGGUCAAAAUAAGAAAUCUAGGAGAAAGCAAAAUAUAAGAAACCAAGACGCGUCAGCCUCGCUCGCUUUGGCCUCUGCCUGGAGCCAGCCCUCCGCUGCCUGCUUUCCUCAGCCACCCUGGGGGGACCACGCGGACAUCGCCAGCUGGGCAGCCGUCGCCGCCGCCGCCGCUGCUGCCCACCCGCUCGUGCUAACCACACAGCCAGCGCUAACCUGUUGGCCACCACCGCCCUCGCCGUUGCCUUCGCCGAGCCCGCCAUGGCUGCCGCGCCGAUGCAGCCGCCCCAGAACUACCACGUGGAGUGCGAGGCUGCAGUGAACAUGCAGAUCCAGCUGCAGCUCUACACCUCCUACGUCUACCUGUCCAUGGCCUGCUAUUGCCAGCGCCUCGACGUGGCCCUGCAGCACCUGGCGCGCUUCUUCCUGCGCCGCUCCCACCAGUGGCAGGAGCUUGCUGAGAAGCUCAUGUUCAUGCAGAACGAGCGCGGCGGCAGCGUCGUCCUCCGCGACAUCGCGCAGCCCAACAGCGAUGACUGGCAUGGGGGCGCCUGGGCCGUGGAGUGUGCCUUCCACCUGGAGGACGCGCUGCGCCAGAGCCUCAUGGAGCUGCACCGCCUGGCGGCCAGCCGAAGCGACCCGGCCCUCUGCGACUUCCUGGCGCGCCACUACCUGCGCCCCCUGGGCCCGGUGCUCAAGGGCCUGGGCGAGUACCUGACCGAGCUGCGCAGGGCAGGCCCCCAGAGGGAGGGCCUGGUCAGCGUCCUCUUCAGCAGGCUCAGCCUGGAGGACCGCGACAAAGAGGACUGAGCGUGGACUGUCCCCGGCACCCAGGGCGACAAAGAGGACUGAGCGUGGACUGUCCCCAGGACCAGGGGGUUCUCCCAGGGUCACCGGGCAGGGCAGGGCAUGCGCGCACCUCUGUACCCACGAUCAUUUCAGUUUGUUCUGAGCGACUGUUGCUUCCAAUGUAAAGUUACUUGGUUCUUAAUGCAAAAAAAAACAAAAUAAAAAAAAUUGUUAUAAGUAGAAAUUUGAUGUAAGAUGCUGGAAUGAAAUGCUGUGAUGCGUAAUUGUUCUGGUGAAGCAGUAAGUGAAGCUUUCAGCAGUAAUUGUUAAAUGUCUACCAUGUGACGGUUUAUUGCAAAGGAAGGGACAGAAACGAGUAGCCAGAGUCCCUGUCCUUCCAUCUCAGUUUAUUCAGGAGGUAGACAUGCAGUGACACAGGAUGGGAUGUGAUGUACUGUGGUAAAUGUUAUAAUAAAAAGCAUGGCUAAGCUA
This is a messenger RNA of Cavia porcellus (domestic guinea pig), 1543 nucleotides long. Its product is annotated as ferritin heavy chain-like. Gene Ontology annotation, biological process: intracellular iron ion homeostasis; iron ion transport. Gene Ontology annotation, molecular function: ferric iron binding; ferrous iron binding. Bases 524 to 1072 code for a protein of 182 amino acids. Gene Ontology annotation, cellular component: cytoplasm. The transcript is spliced from 2 exons. Lineage: Eukaryota; Metazoa; Chordata; Mammalia; Rodentia; Caviidae. The record is from RefSeq and is a predicted model, not a curated record.